Messenger RNA from Scomber scombrus (Atlantic mackerel), 1091 nucleotides. Its product is annotated as protein mono-ADP-ribosyltransferase PARP11-like. The record is from RefSeq and is a predicted model, not a curated record. The transcript is spliced from 6 exons. The coding region runs from base 17 to 466 and encodes 149 amino acids. NCBI's taxonomy places the organism in Eukaryota, Metazoa, Chordata, Actinopteri, Scombriformes, Scombridae.
AGGUGAUCUGACAUGGAUGUUCAUCUUAAUUGCAGCAUUUGUAGUGAUUCUGGUUGGGUGCAUCUUCAUCAUCUAUCUCAAACGCAAAUACAUAACAGGACUCGUUGUCAGGACAAAGCAAGCGAUGGAAGUAAUGCUUUCAGAUUUCCAAAAUACAUUCAACCAGGACCCGGCAUCUGUUGUGACCCACAGUACCAGCAAUGACCUCAAACCACAAUGGGAGUUUGCAGGAAAGAGAGGAAGAUGGCAUGAUUUCAGAGAAAAGACUGACCCUCCAAAUAAAUGCUCAGUAACCAUUAAUGACAUUGAGAGUUGGUACCAGGAAAAACCCCACGACAAAAUGCCCUUCACAGUGAACGGAGACUCCUACGAGCUGGACUUUAAUAAGAUGAUCCAAACCCAAGUGAAGGACAACAGUCAAUAUAGCAUCAGACGUGAGUUGGUGCCCCUCCAUGCUCAUGUAUAACAGUUCCCACACCCGAGCAACCGCAUGGCCAGUCCGACAGUCUGUUUUAAUGUUCAUCAUGUCACUGAGGCCACACUCACAAGCAGCAGCAGAUAAAGAGAGAACAUGGAUCAACUUUUUGGUUGCCAAGAUGUUGUCGCCUCUGGUUUUUUGGCACUCCAGCUACUUUUUUUGUUUUUAUUAAUGAUGUGCCUUUUGGAAAACUACCCAAUUUUAUCUGUCUUGAUCUCAAGCUUGUUACCAGCAUAAUUUAAAUGUUAUGUUUAUGAAGGUUUAAUAAAACCAUGGAAGUUUUGCUUGUACUGUAUUUUAAAUUGAGGAUAGAUGGUUUGAGAAAGUUGAAUCAAUGAGGUCUGAAUGUGUAGGCAUCAUGAGAAGUGUUACUAAUGUAUAUUUUGUAUAAUGUUGUUUUAUAUGUAAUGAAUUGCUUGUAAAUGUUGCUUAUUUAAUUUGAAUUUGAAUUGUUUGUCUUGUACUGUAUUGUUUUUUAUAUCUUCCUUUUUGAAGAUUACAUCAUUAGGGGUUACACCAAGGGUUAAUGUUGAAUAAUGUUAAAAUUAAAAGAUAAUUUCUUUUGACAAGUUGAAUUAGCUUUCCCUUCAUUGUUCCAAAGGAAUAUACACAG